Molecule: messenger RNA, 1279 nt
Organism: Suillus clintonianus
Lineage: Eukaryota; Fungi; Basidiomycota; Agaricomycetes; Boletales; Suillaceae
Exons: 2
Coding region: 271-1158 (295 amino acids)
Molecular function (GO): protein binding
Source: RefSeq, a predicted model, not a curated record
CGAUGAUCCUCGUGAGAUGGCAGUUGUUGAACAACUGGCUGAGUUGUGGUGCAAAGUUCGUGAUUGAUUUUGCUGCCUCGAGUACACUUGACAAGACACUGAGCAACGUGAUCACUCGCGUGUCUCAACCACCUUCGACGAGCCUGACAGCCUCAAUUGCAAGGUCUGCAAGGUACUACGAAGUCAGGCCGUUGACUUGAAAGAAGUAAGAUACCGACCUCAAAUUCUGCUCUAGUCUACCACGCCUCACUUUACUUGAUUGCAGCCCCGAUGAUGGAAACGGAGCUCAUUCCUGGUGCGGCUUUAGUCGGAAUGGCGGGUGAGGGUGCUUUCCACCCGUCCUUCUGUUCUCCAGAAGCCGAUGUGAUACUCGGUGCCAAAAACCAUACCCUGUUCCGUGUCCACUCAUGGACCCUCAAAACGACAUCGGGCUGGUUCCGAUCCCUCUUCUCCAUGCCCCAACAAAACCCACUUCCUAACAACCCCGAUACCAUCAAUCUAGACGAAGACGCCUACACACUAGAGAGCCUCCUCCUUAUGAUCUGUGGUCUGCCAAUCAACCCACUCACAACAUAUGACGAGGUUGAUGCAUUAUUAUACGCCGCGGAAAAAUACGACAUGCCGGGGCCUGUGUCGCUCGUACGCGUUCUUAUCAUGACGCCCCCGCUCUUAGAUCAGCCUCUGCGCCUUUACGCAGCUGCAACCCGUUGUGGAUGGGAAGAAGAGGCCAAACAUGCGUCCGCGCAGUCGCUCGCUCUCAACAUCUACGCACCAGAACAUCAACCCAUCCUCCGAAAACUACGCACGGGCGCUGUGCUUGACCUUUUAAACCUGCAUCGCGACCGACGCGAGGGUAUUAAGAAACGACUUAAUGAGCAGCCGUUCGUGACAGGAAGCACGACGGCAUCUUGCCCGCGCUGCAGGUGGAUCAUUGAUCAUCAUACAUGGAGAGAGCUCAAGUAUAAAGUGGUGAUGGAGAUGGAUGUACGCCCGCUAGGAGAUACGGUUGUCGAUAUCGGACUGACGGAGUGGCCCGAGGCGAAGGCGUGUUGGGAUGCCAAAUGCCCCAACAAUGACUGCACGUGUGUGUUGUACGACAAGGUCGAGACCUUGCGUCUUAUUCGGGACUGUAUUGACAGUCUUCCUAAGACAACAUGAAACGCAAUACCCUAUAGAUUAGUCUUGCAACAACGUUUGUAUUAGAUGAACGAGUUUGUGUCCUGGCUUGCUUCAGUCUCAAGACGCGCAACUCAUCUGCACAGAUGUGACUUGAAGAGGC